Anguilla anguilla (European eel) is the source of this 2959-nucleotide messenger RNA. RefSeq names its product transmembrane phosphatase with tensin homology (gene tpte). Lineage: Eukaryota; Metazoa; Chordata; Actinopteri; Anguilliformes; Anguillidae. Gene Ontology annotation, biological process: transmembrane transport; dephosphorylation; monoatomic ion transport. Gene Ontology annotation, cellular component: membrane; cytosol. The transcript has 19 exons. The coding region runs from base 376 to 1914 and encodes 512 amino acids. The record is from RefSeq and is a predicted model, not a curated record. Gene Ontology annotation, molecular function: phosphatidylinositol-3,4,5-trisphosphate 3-phosphatase activity; monoatomic ion channel activity.
AUGUUGGAGGAAAAGGGCAACACGUACAGACCGCUUCAGGAAGUUAAAAACCGCUACGUCUGCAGAGGGAGGUUUUGCUGCGGACAGAAGGAAAAAAUACCCCUGACAACCUAUGAACCGUAUUCCUCCAAAAAGAGUCACAAGACUAAGGGAAUUCAACUUGUUCGAAGAACGUGAGCGGGACAGUGUAGAUUACGAUUUUGAAAAUGAGCACACGAUAACUAAAUUCGCUAGUUUUGGGAAUUUAUGUUAAAAACAAAAACAAGCGAGAAAAACAAGGCACGCCGAAAUACUCCCACACGUUGCCGAGAUUGAUAGUUGUCGUUUUUGUUUGGCAACAUCUAUCUUUUGCAGAAGAGGACUGUCUUGCUGGAAAUGUCUGUGCGGUACAGCCCGGAGUCAGAGCCUAAACAGGCUAAUGGCGUUGAGGCCAAUGGGAAAGAGGAGACCAAUAUACAGAUUGAUGAUGGCAAAGAGGAGAGCGUUGAACCUGACACCAUGUACCAGCGAAUCCGAAAGAAGAUUACUCCAUUCGUGAUGUCCUUUGGGUUUCGGAUGUUCGGUGUGGUGCUGAUAAUCGUUGACAUCAUCCUGGUCAUCGCUGACCUGGCCAUGCCCACCCGCAGCCGGGAGGUGGGAGACGCGCUGGAGGCGGUGUCCCUGGCUAUCUCGCUUUUCUUCCUGGUGGAUGUCCUCCUCCGGAUCUAUGUGGAGGGGUUCAAGGUGUACUUCAGCUCCAAACUGAACAUCCUCGACGCCUGCAUUGUGGUUAUCACUCUGGUUGUUACUAUGAUCUACACUUUUACUGACCUGACUGGGCCCAGCCUUAUUCCCAGGAUGGUGUCCUUCCUGAGGGCACUGAGGAUCCUCAUCCUGGUGCGUAUCUUCAGACUGGCUGCACAGAAGAAGGAGCUGGAGAAGGUCACUAGGAGAAUGGUCUCGGAAAACAAAAGGCGGUACCAGAAAGACGGGUUUGAUCUGGACCUCACCUAUGUCACAGACCGUGUCAUUGCCAUGUCAUUCCCCUCAUCUGGGAAACAGUCUUUCUAUAGGAACCCAAUCAGAGAGGUGGCAAGGUUCCUGGACACCAAGCAUGCAGAUCACUACAAAGUGUACAACCUUUGCAGUGAGAAAGGCUAUGAUCCCCAGUUCUUCCACUACAGGGUGGAGCGGGUGUUCAUUGGUGACCACAAUGUUCCUACUCUAGGAGACAUGCUGAAGUUCACUGCUGACGUUAGGGAGUGGAUGGCAGCUGACCCCAGCAACAUCAUCGCCAUCCACUGUAAAGGAGGCAAGGGACGGACUGGGACCAUGGUCUGCACCUGGUUGAUUGACAGUGACCAGUUUGAGAGUGCACAGGACAGUUUAAAUUACUUUGGGGAGCGGAGGACAGAUAAAAGCAUGAGUUCCAAGUUCCAGGGAGUGGAGACCCCCUCGCAGAGCAGAUAUGUGGGUUACUAUGAAAUUAUGAAGAACCAAUACAACAGGCAACUGCCCCCAGAGAAGAGUCUGAAAAUAAGGAGCGUCCGAAUCCAUUCUAUACUGGGUGUGGGGAAGGGCAACGGCAGUGACCUGAAGGUGAAGAUCAUUGUUAAGCAGGAGACAGUGUUCCAGUGCGUCUGCGGCAAACAGGAGAACUGCCUGCUGUUCCCAGACCCUGGCAAUAAUGAAGUAGUCAUCAGUUUACAGGAGGGGCCGGUGGUCAGUGGUGAUGUCAAGGUCAUGUUCGAGUCCAGUGCUGGUCUUCCUAAGGGAUAUGAAAACUGCCCUUUCUACUUCUGGUUCAACACUUCAUUUGUACAAAAUAACACGCUUUAUCUGUCGAGGGAUGAGCUGGACAACCCACACAAGCCCAAAACCUGGGAAAUCUACAAGGAAGACUUUGGUCUGACUCUGUCGUUCUGUGACCCUUAACCGCAGUUGUUCUGCACAAGAUUUUCAGUUCCUGCAUGCUUCAGUCUUUUGUGUUCUAGGAUGACCACUUGGCAACAGGACGUUCUAACGUUGUUUGUGUUGCAAGCGAUGGGUGUUCUGGUUCUCAGUCUUCUUACCACACCCCCUCAUAUACGUUCAUGCUGAACCAGCAAAUCAGUGGGACACUGAACAUCAACUUUGGCAGUCAGAACUCUAAACGAUUAGCACACUGAGCUGACUGAUCCGUACAUAGAAUAUCUGUGCAUAAUACCUUCUGUCAGCCAUGGUUUGUUCUAAACCCCUCGUGUUGUUAAGCUUAAGGUUUCUUUCAUUCGGAAAUCCACUUUCUUAGUUUUCACUUCCAGGCACUGAACUGUUGACCACCUCCUUGUUGAGCGUGGACUAUUGUUUUUUUUAAUAUACAGUAUAUAUUUUUUAUGUUUUUUGAAAAUUCUGUGAAAAGGGAAGAUUGUGAUAAAAGGGAUGUGAUACUGUUACUUAAGAAAACACAUUGCCAAUGAAGUACUGAUGUUACAAAUCUCUUGUACUUUGUCACUCCUGGUACACAAUUGAUGUACUGUAUGUAAUUUAGCAGUAACUGGGGGCUGUAUUUGUUACACUCCAUUUUGUGCAAAAUGAAAUAUGUGAGGCUGUUACAGUAUUUGUGAACAUUAUCAGUAUAUACAAUGAAAUUAUGCUACUUGAACUACACCUCCAUGUUUCAUUUAAUUAUUCAGUAUGCCAAGUAUGCCAGUAGGUGUAAUACAGUUAUAUGUGGUUUAGUAUUGGGAUCAUUAAAAUAGUAUUAGUGUAAAGGGAGAUCUGUUCAGGUCAGCAUGUUUGCAUGUUAUAAAUAUACUGAACACCAGCAUCAGACGGCACGUAUCGAAAUUUACUGGGUGACUUGAACACAGUCAUGAAUUAGUGUCAUUCCAUGCUGAAACUUAAAGGGAAUACAAAAACACUCAAGAUCUAAAGAACUGUAAUCUGUCUUUAAGGUGUCUUUUUCUUUUGUUUAAAAUAAAAUUAAGAAUGAACAACAUGA